AUGGAGAGUGUCAGUGCUUCAACACAGGUGUUAUAUGCUCAAAGGGAGAAUAAUGCUGUAUAUAAAACAGAAUACGAGUUGGAUUUUUGGGAAGAAGUUAGAAGAAGAUGGAUGAUAGUUGGAGUCCUUUCAGCCGUUGCUAUGGCAGUUUUAACUUCACAUUAUGGAGCAUCCGGAGGUAUUUUCCAUACACAAUAUAUAGUAUAUAUUCCCCUUAUAUACAUAUAUUAUAAUGCGGGUCGUACACAAGUACAUGCAUGUCGUACUAGAUUGUACGCUUUGACAGUGCUACAUGCGCAUGUUGUUGGUUUAGCUUUAUCUGUGGUUACGGUUAAUGCUUUAUCUGUGGCAUUAGAUCGGAGAGUUAUUGAAGGUACAAUAUUGGCAUCAGUAGCACGCCCCUGCGCUUGGUUACCUCUUUCAUUUAAUAAAGAUGGCGUCACACCGACAAUUGUAGCUAUAAAUUAUACAAUGUCGUUUAUAUUUUCACCACUUGCUCACCUUUUCUUGUGUGGUCGAGUACCUUUACCAACAUUAAAUAAUUUUAUUAUAACGGUGCUAACAUCGUUAGUGCCGUUUGGAUUAGGAUAUUUAUCUCAUAAGACUGAAAUAGAUACAACCAGUACCAAAAUAUCUGCUUUAAUAGUGUUGUAUACAGAGUGUUGUAAUUUGUUGACGGAAGCUGAGGGAAGUUUGUACAUAACUGAUGUUAUGGCAACAUUGUUUCUCGUUAUAAGCUGGUUAUCUACAGUGGCUGCCUCUAGUUAUUUAUACGUGAGGUGCGGUCUGCUGACUUUGAAUGAGGCUUACAUGUUAUUAUUAAUUGCUACUCCAAAAUCCACCCAUAUUGAGUGGUUAUCGUCAUCUGUUUGCGCGUCGGGACUCGCGCGUCUUCCUGCAGUGUUCAUUGCGCCUGCGCAGGCUUUGCUACUCGCAGCUAUCACGUCCGAUUAUCAAAAUGGCGAUGAAUUGCCCAGA
Brenthis ino (lesser marbled fritillary) is the source of this 978-nucleotide messenger RNA. NCBI's taxonomy places the organism in Eukaryota, Metazoa, Arthropoda, Insecta, Lepidoptera, Nymphalidae. The record is from the annotation of a GenBank genome assembly.